Molecule: messenger RNA, 4071 nt
Organism: Ooceraea biroi (clonal raider ant)
Lineage: Eukaryota; Metazoa; Arthropoda; Insecta; Hymenoptera; Formicidae
Product: ornithine aminotransferase, mitochondrial
Cellular component (GO): cytoplasm
Molecular function (GO): L-ornithine transaminase activity; identical protein binding; pyridoxal phosphate binding
Source: RefSeq, a predicted model, not a curated record
AUUUUAAUGAGACUAUACUAAUGCAGAUAGUGUCACUAAACGCAUGCUUCAACGUUUUGCCGUGUCGGCGCCGGUACGUGUCAUAUAGUGUCAAUCGACCUUAACACAUUAAAUCAUUUUAUUUUCUUGUAGUAUUGACGUCAAACGAUCAAAAUACCAGUGAUAGCGCAAAUUAUGAAAUUUCGCUAGUUUGCGUUAUACUUUGUAAUAUAAGAUUGCAAAUUUAUGGAUAUCUCUUACAUAUACACGUGGUGAGAUUUCCUUAUAUUUUUAUCAUUCGUAGUAAAUCGCAUGAGUUUCUCAGUUUCCGCGCACUUCUGUCGAAUCAUUUUCUUUGUAAUAUAUAUAUAUAUAUAUAUAUAUAUAUAAUAAAUAUCACGGGAGAUUGUUAUUGUCUUUAGUAAUAUACGCGAUGAGAAUGACCGUUGAUGGGGAGUGUAUUAACAUGAAUACGAUGUUAAAAUAAACAAGAGACGUGUAAGUGUUGUCCUUCGGCGUAUUCCGAUAUACACGAUUAUAAGAUAAAUAGAACUUGAACUCUCUACUACCACACAACAGAGCACGACCGCUCGCCAGUCUGAUUACAGCCGUUAGAUCGAGAGCGUGUUACUCAAUUCUAGUAAGAACUCUAAAUCUGUAUGUUAAAUUAUUAUUAAAUACGCGUUUCCUUUGUUAACUCAUUGAUUUAUUCUCAUUAACGUUAAUCUGAAAAAUGAAAAAUUUUAUUACGAUUUUCCGAAAUCAGAAUUGCUCUAACAUAUACGUAAGGCAAUUUCAAUAAUCAUCCGGUAAUCAGUAAAAUUGCUGAUUAUUGAUAACGCGUAACUUGCAAUCUUCAACGAAUGUACAAAUCUUGUGGCACGCGCGUGAAGCAGCUACAGUACUCGUGGCAAACUUUCACUUUAUUUUAAUUAGCGCACGGAAUAGCGGCUGUCGUGAACGUUUUACUUCAAUUUACGGCGAACCACUUAGCGUUAAAGAACUCGGACAACACCUCGAGGAUUGCAGUUUCAGUCGUGGAGUUUAUUGUCGCGUGCCAUAUUUAACUAGGAAGUAACUCGACAAUUUCUUCAAUGGAUUUAUUAGUUAGAGCAGCGCUGCGAAGUAUCAAAGGACCGGCGAGAACGUUACCGCGCUUUCAAUCACAGCGCAUUCGACACUGCAGGACUAUUACAUCUCAACAAGUAUUCGAUCGUGAGUCCAAGUACGGCGCUCACAAUUACCAUCCACUUCCUGUGGCCCUGUGCAAAGGUGAAGGCGUUUUUGUGUGGGAUGUCGAAGGUAAAAAAUACUACGACUUUCUGAGCGCAUAUUCGGCCGUCAAUCAGGGUCACUGUCAUCCCAGAAUCUACAAAGCACUAGUCGAGCAAGCGAAGAUUCUAACUCUUACGUCCCGAGCGUUUUAUUCUGAUAUCUUGGGUGGAUUCGAGGAGUAUAUCACAAAACUUUUCGGGUACGAUAAAUGGCUACCGAUGAAUACAGGUGUAGAAGGCGGCGAAACCGCGUGCAAAUUGGCGCGCAAAUGGGGGUAUACCCGUAAAAAUAUACCUCGGUACCAAGCUAAGAUAAUAUUCGCAGAGGGCAAUUUUUGGGGCCGGACCUUGAGCGCGGUUUCGUCGAGCACCGAUCCGAGCAGCUACGACGGUUUCGGGCCAUUUAUGCCAGGUUUUGAACUUGUUCCUUACGAUGACCUCGCAGCACUUGAGAAAGCCCUUGCCGAUCCGAACGUGUGCGCUUUCAUGGUGGAGCCUAUUCAGGGUGAGGCUGGCGUAGUGGUUCCCAAGGACGGAUACCUGAAGGGAAUCAGAGAAUUAUGCACAAAGCACAAUGUCCUGUGGAUCGCAGACGAGGUGCAGACUGGCCUAGGAAGAACGGGCAAGCGAGUUGCCGUCGAUCAUGAAAACGUAAAACCGGACGUCCUGAUCUUGGGAAAGGCUCUAUCCGGGGGAUUUUAUCCAGUUUCCGGCGUGCUGGCGAACGAUCAUGUCAUGCUCGCUAUCAAGCCAGGGGAGCAUGGCUCAACCUAUGGCGGUAAUCCGCUCGGAUGCAGGAUCGCCCUCGAGGCGCUCCGCGUUUUAGAGGAAGAAAAGCUCGCCGAGAACGCGGAGAAGCUCGGCCACGUGUUCAGGGAUGAACUCGAGAAGUUACCAAAAGAAAUGGUCGAAAUAGUGAGGGGAAAGGGCCUCCUGAAUGCCAUCGUCAUCGACAAGAAGGUCGACGCGAUGGACGUAUGCCUAAGGCUGAAGGAAAACGGCCUGCUGGCCAAACCAACGCACAAGCAAAUCAUUCGUCUGGCGCCACCGUUGGUUAUCACAGAGGCGCAGAUACGCGAGUGUGUGGACAUUAUUUCGAAGACUAUCCUUUCGUACGAGUAACAAGUAACAGUCCGUUCUUUUUCCGAUAAUUAUGCGGAUAUAUUCCGCAUAUAUGGGCAAAAGAAACAAAUAUAUGAACCUUCCUGCUACAUAUGGCACAUAUCUUGCGUGUAUAUCAUGCAUACAAUAUCUACAUAUAAUUUCAUUCAACUAGAGUCUUUCCUUUCUGUCACUGCAAUCUUUAUCUUGACGACGUAUAAUAAUUAUGGCUGUACCAUAUCGAAAAAAAACUCGUUGGUUUUGAAAGAUUGUGAUUAUCGAAAUGUAUACUUGUGUAUACUUUGGAAUUAUUGUCAAUACGCCAGUAAAUCGAUAUAGUUAAAAAUCCAAUAUAUGCCAAUAUAUGAAUUUGCCGGUUAUCUACAAUAAUAUUUUGAUGAACACUUGACAUUUGAUAGCCUUGACUAGUCUUAUGACUUGAAAAACACACAUUACAUGUUCGUCUGUCCUGAAGGAUGGUUGCUGUUCAGAGUGUUCUCUUUGUGCUUCCUUGUAACAAUAUUGGAUUGUAAUUAUAUUACAAUUAUAAGACUUGAUUAUUACGGCAGAAACAAUUAAUAAAUAAAACACUCUUUAACUGAGAGCUUCCUUGGCCUUUCCAUUUUUUUUUCUUCCAUCUGCUUUAUUACUUCAAGUUCUAAUUCUCUUUUAAUAUUAAUAUUAAAAGGGAAUUAGAACUUGAAGUAAUAAAGCGGGUGGAGGAAAAAAAAAUGGAAAGGCCAAGGAAGCUCUCAGUUAAGGAGUAUUUUAUUGUGUAAUUAUAUUGUUUUAGUCACCUUCUGGUAGUAAGUUUUAUUAUAAAAUUUCUUUCUUUUCUUUUGCUUUUGAUUUCUUUCAAAAAUGUUAUAACUUUUAAUUGGCAACUAUUUGUGACACUUAUUUGAUUCCAUUGUAUUGCCAGUUUGGUCAAAAUAUAUUGGAUUUUUAACUAUAUAUACUUGUGAUCAGAACAAUCGCGAUUGUAUCGAUAUAUCUUAUGGACGUUAUCAGUUAUUAUGAAACUAUUAAAUGCUACACAGAAAUGCAAUGCAUUCGAUCGAUUAUAUUCACAACGAUCAUCCAUUAUAUGAGAAAAAGCGUGAAUAAGUCGCUUUAAAUGCAAUUGUAUUCUGUUAUCUCGACAAUGAUAAAGACUACACAGCGUAAUGAAUAAUUCCCUUUCGCGUGUUUAGCUAUUAAUAACUUAACAUGAUAACAUUCCGCUCUUCAGACUCUUCUUAUACAAGCUACACGCCAUCAUUAAUGUUUGAUAAACUAAAAUUAUGUCAAGAUUUCAAUGUAAAUGCAGUGUCAUAAUUUUUGUAAGGUGUCAUUAAUUUAAGAACGGAUCAUGUUGUUUAUUGUUACUCGUUUACUUUGGCACGCUGGCGCCUGUACACUCCGUACCAUUCUUUAUCAGAUACGGUUUAGUCUCUGCAAUGAUAUUUAUUUUAUGUCUAUCGCAAUAGCUGUGUACAAAUCCGUAAAUAAGUAUAUCCAUCGUAUCUUUUGUCCUAUCUCUGAUGCUUUGAUAUAAAAGCAAGAAUCGGUGAAAGUGCCAUCAGUUUGUUUUCUGACAUUUUAUACUCUUAUAUGCAGUAUUCUUUUAACGUGGCCGGCACCAUUUGUUUAUCGUAUUUAUAAUAUUGAAAUUCUUGUUUAAAUUGUUUGUCAACUUGUAACUUUCCAUCCAACUGAAAUAAAGAAUAUUUUUCUA